GUGCUACAAGCAGCCGCCCAAAGGCACCGAGCGCUGUGUACCAGGACCAGGCUUCGCGCAGGCGCACUGGCGGCUGCCGGGAGGGCUUCCGCCUCCCUGCUGCCGCCGUCGCCAUGGCCGCGCCGGCCCCCGGCCUCAUCUCGGUCUUCUCGAGCUCGCAAGAGCUGGGCGCGUCGCUGGCACAACUGGUGGCGCAGCAGGCAGCGUGCUGCCUGGCGGGGGCCCGCGCCCGCUUCACGCUCGGCCUGUCAGGCGGCAGCCUCGUCUCGAUGUUGGCCCGCGAGCUGCCCACCGCCGCUGCCCCCGCCGGGCCCGCCAGCCUCGCGCGCUGGACGCUGGGCUUCUGCGACGAGCGGCUCGUGCCCUUCGAGCACGCCGAGAGCACGUACGGCCUCUACCGGACCCACCUGCUCUCCAGGCUGCCGAUCCCCGACAGCCAGGUGAUCACCGUUAACCCCGAGCUGCCCGUGGAGGAGGCAGCUGAGGACUAUGCCAAGAAGCUGAGACAGGCAUUCCAAGGGGACUCCAUCCCGGUUUUCGACCUGCUGAUUCUGGGUGUGGGUCCCGAUGGCCACACCUGCUCACUCUUCCCAGACCACCCCCUCCUGCAGGAGCGGGAGAAGAUUGUGGCCCCCAUCAGCGACUCCCCGAAGCCACCUCCACAGCGCGUGACCCUCACACUUCCCGUGCUGAAUGCAGCUCGAACUAUCAUCUUUGUGGCAACUGGAGAAGGCAAGGCAGCUGUUCUGAAGCGCAUUUUGGAGGACAAGGAGGAAAACCCGCUCCCCGCCGCCCUGGUCCAGCCCCGCACUGGGAAACUUUGCUGGUUCCUGGACGAGGCAGCAGCCCGACUCCUGACCGUGCCCUUCGAGAAGCAUUCCACUUUGUAACUGGUGCCGAGAUGCUACAGCUGGGACCACGCACAGCCCGAGUGGGCCGGGAUCUUCCCAGUCUGGGCCCCGCUGCCAGCCCACUCCAGGCUUCAUUUUAGAAAAGCCGAGUGGUGCCACUGGAAGCCGAUAGGGUCUGGCCACCAGCCCUGCCCAGGGGCUCAGCCCAUGGGCCGUGGCUCUGGGUGACUCAGUUAUUAAAAGGAACAUCUCUUUGAAGUCUC
Molecule: messenger RNA, 1114 nt
Organism: Globicephala melas (long-finned pilot whale)
Lineage: Eukaryota; Metazoa; Chordata; Mammalia; Artiodactyla; Delphinidae
Gene: PGLS
Product: 6-phosphogluconolactonase
Biological process (GO): carbohydrate metabolic process; pentose-phosphate shunt
Molecular function (GO): 6-phosphogluconolactonase activity
Source: RefSeq, a predicted model, not a curated record